Penicillium vulpinum is the source of this 1203-nucleotide messenger RNA. RefSeq names its product acyl-CoA dehydrogenase family protein. Gene Ontology annotation, molecular function: flavin adenine dinucleotide binding; acyl-CoA dehydrogenase activity. Lineage: Eukaryota; Fungi; Ascomycota; Eurotiomycetes; Eurotiales; Aspergillaceae. The transcript has 10 exons. The coding region runs from base 1 to 1203 and encodes 400 amino acids. The record is from RefSeq and is a predicted model, not a curated record.
AUGAGGGUCUGGGUCGAGGAGAACCUUAUUCCCAAUACCCUAGAAUGGGAGACAUCACCAUCGCUCCCAGACUCACUCUACGAGAGGGCGGCUAAGGAUGGUCUAAUCAUGCCUAUGGCGUCUGGGGCUUCUAUUCCGCAAGAGUGGAGAGGGAAAUAUCCCAUCAUCGGUGGCGUUAGCCCUGAAGAAUGGGAUGGAUUCCAUGACUUGAUUAUUCACGACGAGUUUGGGAGAGUUGGUGGAAUAGGUAUUGAAAAUGGUCUAGUUGGCGGUGCUGUUUUAGCCGUGCCAGCACUUCAGAAAUAUGGUUCAAAGCAGAUCAAAGACACUGUUAUACCGGACAUCCUCUCGGGUCGCUUUCGGAUAGCCCUGGCUAUCACUGAGCCUGGAGCUGGCUCUGAUGUCCAAGGAGUGCAGACAGAAGCGAGGGUAUCGGACGACGGGUCACACUUUAUCGUUGACGGAGAAAAGAAGUGGAUAACUUCCGGCAUGUAUUCGCAUUACUUCCUAACCCUUGUUAAGGAAACAACAGGUGACUUUACGCUGUUGGUCAUACCACGAACGGAUGGCCUUACCACUAAGCAUAUCACGCUCUCCGGAUCGACAGCGGCUGGUACGGCUUUUGUGGAUUUCGAUAGUGUCAAAGUCCCAAUGGAUAUGGUCGUUGGCGAGCGUGGGAAGGCACUCAAAUACAUUAUGUCCAACUUCAACCACGAGAGACUUUUCAUUGGAUUCCAGGCUCUUAGAUGUGCUAGAGUCUGUUUGGAGGAUUCCAUAAGCCACGCGAUGAACCGAGAAACAUUCGGCAAGAAGCUUGUUGAUCAUCCCGUUAUCAGGUUCAAGAUUGCCAACAUGAGCCGAGAGACAGAAGCUUUACAGGCGUGGAGCUUGAUUUACCAGCUCUCACAGCUCUCCUCUGAAGAGGCAGUUCUUCUUCUAGCUGGUACAACCGGCCAACUCAAGGCCCAUUCCGGUAUUGUCCUAGAGCAUGUCGCGCGUGAGGCAAUUCAGAUCAUGGGUGGCAUUGGAUUAACUCGUGGCGGUCGGGGAGAGCGUGUUGAACGUAUCUGGCGAGAUAUCAAGGCUAUCACCGUUCCUGGGGGUAGUGAAGAGAUUCUUUUGGACUUGGCAACACGGCGGGCGCUCAAUGUCACUGCAAAGUUACAGGCGGAGGCAGCCAAAGCGGGCAAGAAUAAGUUGUAA